Messenger RNA from Ectocarpus sp. CCAP 1310/34, 1550 nucleotides. The record is from the annotation of a GenBank genome assembly. Lineage: Eukaryota; Phaeophyceae; Ectocarpales; Ectocarpaceae.
AUGGCCGCCGGAGACGGGACCCGCCGCUUGCGCGGCCUCGCCGCGUGCCGCAUCCAGCGCCUGGCCAGGCGUUACAUCUGGACGGUAACGAAGAAUCGCCGAGAGGCCGCGGCGCGGGCCGAGCGCGAGGCCCAGCUGGUUGCCCAGAUGGAGGAGCUGCGGAUCAAGAUGCAGGGGGAGAUCAACGAGCUCCGGGCCGAGCUCGCAGAGGCGAAGCAGCUCGCCAAGCAGGGCCAAGCACUGGCGAAGAGGGUGGUCGUCGUGUGCGGCGGCGCGAAGGGCGUCGGCCCGGACAUCGCCUCUCGGCUCGUCAAGGAAGGGGCCAAGGUGGCCGUGGUCGACGCCGACUCCACUUCGGCAAAGGGCAAGGUUAAGGGACUCGACGGAGAAGACGCCUCCGAGAGCAUGGCCAUCUACAUCGAUGCCGACCUCAUGGACGAGACCAGCGUCAAGAAGGCCCUCGCUGAAACCGUCAAGACCCUCGGAGCCAUCGAUGGGCUCGUUAACAUUCCGCCGCCUCCUCCAACAUGCGACUCCAAGACCAACGGACGCCUCCACGACCUCGACCUCAAGAGCUAUGAGGACAUGUUGGUCGCGGAGAUGCAGACGCCGAUGCUGUGCGCGAAGCAAGCGGCCACGGCCAUGACGGGAGUCGGUGGCUCGGUGGUCUUCGUGGCCAACGCCGGGGACCGCGGGCUCACCGACGGCGCCGGUAACGUCGUGGCCAUCUCGUCGCUGACUUCGUCAGCUGCGGCCGCCGCCGGUCCCGACGGGAUCCGCGUGAACUGCGUCACCCACGCCUUGGGACACGAGGACGACAGGCGCAUCCGCGGGGGGCACGGGACCUUCUCGCUGGCCACGAUGCGGGCACCGUCGGCGGAGGACGUGGCCAUGCAGGUGGCCCACCUCAUAUCGGACAGGGCGACCUUCGUCACCGGGCAAACGAUUGCAGCGGAUAGCGUUCGUUUCUGCUAUUGAACAAGAAUAAUGUCCGACAGUUUUGGCGCUACACAAACAUGACCGUUCAUACGCGGUAGUCGGGGUUUCCCACAAAAAAAUCUUGGAGUGCUUUUUCGGGAAUUCCGGUGUUGCUACUGUUGCUGAUGGAAACAAGCAGGUCGACAUCUUGAUGCUUUGGGGGGGGACUCGAUGCGGCGUUUCUCGCCUACCGGGUGUUUUAUCUGACGUAUGUGCUUGUUAUGCCCGAGCAAGGUUUAAACCCGAUCGUAAUUGGUUUAGUUGUAGCGUAGGGAGGCUUCGUGUGUGGCACGUAUUCUACGUAGUCAAAUAGUGAGAUGAUGAUCAGGGCGGAUGCUGCCUUCGUGAAGCCCAAUGAGCGCAGCGAUCAGGUGCUUCUUCAUGUUCCACAGUGUGUAAGUUCAAGUAUGAAGUACCUGUGAGAGGGAGGAGUGUCAGAACGACCCACGGGAAGAAAUGCUGCAUCUUAAAGCAUAGAAUAAAGUAACGUAGACUACGAAGUCAGCCUAAAGCCAUCUUGGCAAACUUAACAAAAGUAGUCACAGCGGGGCGAUGGCGUGUUUGUGGAUGUG